AUGGUAUCUGACUCAUUUGAUCCAUUAUCACUUUCUUCAUCACCUUCCCUAAUCUCAUUAUUUAAAUUCCCUUCCACUUCUGAUAAUUCAUUAUCUUCAUUUUCAUCCUCACCUAUAUCAAUACUACAUCAUUUUAAUGUAAACGAACAGCCUGAUGAUGAAAUAGAGGAAGAUGAUAUUAUAGAAUGUAAAGAAAGAUUAAGAAAAUUUGUAGAGGAAAAGUUAAAUGAAUAUGGCGAACCUAUUAAAUUUGGAAGAACAAAAAUAAUAAAAGAAUAUUUUUCAAAUAUAAAGGCUAAUUAUUUAGCGAAAUUAAAAUAUGAUGCUCCAUUAGCUUCAUACAUAAUAGACCUUGAUGAUAAAUAUUUAGUUAAAGAUAAUUUCCAAAUCAAAUUGGAGCAUUACAAGAAUCAUAUUUUAUCAAAAUUUAAUACAACUAUUAACAUCAAAAUUAUAAAGUUUUUAGAAGAACUUUCUAGUGAAAAAACAACCAAUGAAGUUAGAAAAAUUAAUUAUAUAGAAUUCUAUAAGCUUGUUAGUAAAUUAGGGAAAUUAGCUUUAUUAGAUUCACUUAAAUUUGUUGAAAAAAAGCCUGUUGAAAUGAUUGUUGACUGUACUAAAGAUUCAAAUGAUCUAUUGUAA
This is a messenger RNA of Entrophospora sp. SA101, 642 nucleotides long. NCBI's taxonomy places the organism in Eukaryota, Fungi, Glomeromycota, Glomeromycetes, Entrophosporales, Entrophosporaceae. The record is from the annotation of a GenBank genome assembly.